This is a messenger RNA of Scleropages formosus (Asian bonytongue), 1522 nucleotides long. Its product is annotated as presenilins-associated rhomboid-like protein, mitochondrial. Gene Ontology annotation, cellular component: membrane. The coding region runs from base 82 to 1149 and encodes 355 amino acids. NCBI's taxonomy places the organism in Eukaryota, Metazoa, Chordata, Actinopteri, Osteoglossiformes, Osteoglossidae. The record is from RefSeq and is a predicted model, not a curated record. The transcript is spliced from 10 exons. Gene Ontology annotation, molecular function: serine-type endopeptidase activity.
GGAACCCGGAAGUAAAACUCGGAGAGGAGCGCUGCGGAAUCCGAAAGGGAGCGCCAGGUGUGGACACUUGGCUCACAGAAAAUGGCGUGGAGAGGCUGUUUUCUGGGCCGGAGCAGAGGAGGGGCGGUGUUUUGUUCCGUCACGAGAAACGGGUGGACGCUGUUCUCCCAGCCCAGGUGCACUUUCCGCAAGGCGCCCAAGAAGGCGGAACUCCGCAAGGGAGAUGGGGCCGAGGGGGACCUCGCUGGACCCCAGCUGGAGGCCGUCACCCACGAGGCAAACCCCGCCUCCUUCGGCCGGCUGCUCAGGCCCCUCGUCUUCACCGUGGGGUUUACAGGCGGCUCCUUCGGCGCGGCCGCCAUCUGGCAGUAUGAGUCCCUGAAGGCGCGCGUCCAGACCUACUUCGACGAGCUGCGAGCCGAUUGGCUGGAGAAGCUCCGCCCGCAGAAGCAGGGGGAUGUGCGGAAGCAGGUCAACCAGUGGUGGAAUGGCCUGAGCGAGGGCCAGCGCACGGUCACAGGGAUCAUCGCCGCAAAUGCGCUCGUGUUCUGCUGCUGGCGGCUUCCUUCGCUCCAGCGCUCCAUGGUGAAAUACUUUACCUCGAACCCAGCCUCAAAGGCACUCUGCUCCCCCAUGCUGCUCUCCACCUUCAGCCACUUCUCGCUUCUGCACAUGGCAGCCAACAUGUACGUGUUGUGGAGCUUCUCCUCCAGCAUCGUGUCCCUCCUUGGGCGCGAGCAGUUUGUGGCCAUGUACCUGUCAGCAGGCGUGAUCUCCACAUUUGUCAGCUACGUCUGCAAGACUGCUACGGGGCGCCUCGGCCCGUCUCUUGGAGCUUCCGGGGCCAUCAUGGCUGUACUGGCGGCCGUAUGCACCAAAAUGCCUGAAGCAAAGCUCGCCAUUAUCUUGCUACCAAUGUUCACCUUCACCGCGGGCAGCGCACUGAAAGCCAUUGUUGCCAUGGAUACCGCUGGCCUCGUAUUGGGGUGGAGGUUCUUUGACCAUGCCGCUCACCUCGGAGGAGCUCUGUUUGGAAUCUGGUACAUCCUGUAUGGCCAUGAACUCAUCUGGAAGAACCGGGAGCCACUGGUCAAGAUCUGGCACAACAUGCGCACAAAGGGUCCCGGAGGGGGCGAUGGCUCGCUCUAGAGGACGUGGCAAGGGUGUGUGUGUAUGUGUGUACGGUCUCUCCAAUGGAUGAGCUCAGACUCCAUCUCUAGGGCUGGGCUUAUGGACUUGACUGCAGGAGCGUCAGUGCUGAACUCGAGCACAGUGGUCUUGACCAGAGUGGCGUGCUCCUCACCGGAGCCCCUAGUGCUGUAACAGGGCCGAGUACUGUGUGUGUAAGCCUGGUGCAAGGAGGGUGUGCUUGUGUGUGUUGCUUUGUGUGUGUGUGUGUGUGUGUGUGUGUGUGUGUGUGUGUGUGUGUGGUAUAAAUGGACAGUGCAAAGGUUGUACAGCUCCGGCACAGAUGCAGUGACACAGCAACUCCACACACAGCACUGCAAUAAAGAUACCUUCA